This is a messenger RNA of Rotaria sordida, 197 nucleotides long. The record is from the annotation of a GenBank genome assembly. Lineage: Eukaryota; Metazoa; Rotifera; Eurotatoria; Philodinida; Philodinidae.
GAGCUGGACCAAGAAAUUGUGUUGGAAUGCGUUUUGCUUUGAUUGAACUCAAAAUGGCACUUGUUCGUCUUCUCAAAACAUAUUCAAUAGUCGAUUGUGGUGAUCAAACAUGUAAACCAUUUGUAAAUCUCAAAGAAUAUAUUGUCAUUGCACCAGAACAAGUUAUUGUUCGUUUACAACGUCGAGAUGAACAUUAA